AUGCAAGUGACGGUUGCCAGGAACGCGAAGACCCUGAGCCCAUCGCAUGUCAAGCAGUGCAUACUAGCAGAAUCGCGGUUUGAUUUCCUCAAGGAUUUGGUGAAGAAUAUACCAGAUGUAUCGGCAGCAGAGGAAAAGGAAAUGAUGAGUGCUGAAAGCUCGCCGAACUCGUCUAGAUUUUCAGAUGUGUCAGUCCCACCACGUAGGAUAGCCAGAGAGGACUCCAAUAGUUCUAGCAGUUCAGAUAUACGAGCCCAACAGGUUACACUAUCGAAAGACAUAAAGAAGAGAGAAUUUCCGACAGAGACUGAGGCAAUACGACCGCGUACUGAAACGAUUACGUCCCCAAAAGCCGCAGAUACAGCUAUAGAUUUAUCUAUAAAAUUAGAAGAAUCCAAACCGGUCCGAACGGCCAACUUCUACCAGGAAACCUUAGUGGACGAGGUCCAACAUCCGAGUGUCAUAACAGUUAAUCCAAUUUACUCGAGUCCACAACCAUCAACUUCGAGGUACAUAAAUUUAACGCCUGUUGAAGCGGUACAAAAAGUCGAAGUUACUGUACCAAAGCAGGAACAUAAGACUAAGUUCUACGUAGAUGUAAGGCAAAACAAUAGCACGCCAUCGCCCCGCACUCCAGUGACUCCGAUUUUAAAUAUAGACUUUUCGAAAAAUCUAGCAAAGCCCGAAAUCAAAGUUCUUGAUACGGCCGUCGUUAGUAUCGUGGGAGUGCCAAAAAACGAAAAGAAUUCCAAAUUGCAGAGGCAAAACUCUAGAGUUAAAGUGGAAACUAAAAAGAUUGAACCCAAACCCAUAGCUCAUGUGCAACCAAUCGACAUAGAUCAUUUAAAUUCCGGUAACUUACAAAUAGACGAAGACUAUGAUACCUGA
This is a messenger RNA of Parnassius mnemosyne (clouded apollo), 888 nucleotides long. The record is from the annotation of a GenBank genome assembly. NCBI's taxonomy places the organism in Eukaryota, Metazoa, Arthropoda, Insecta, Lepidoptera, Papilionidae.